CUUCUUCCAUAUUUCGAAAUGCGUUUCCCUCCAUUUCUACCCAAUUACCUCCAAUUCCUAAAUCUUCUCACCAUAAUUUCAACAACCAUUUUUUGCUAUCUUUUAGAUUCAUACCAUCCAGGACGGAUACAUAGUAUUCUGAACAUUUUUAUUCUAAUCAGUCUGUGUUUGAGCCUCUUAUUUUUGUGGUUUGGUAAAGACGUGGUGUGGACGUUCGCACUAAUUGCAUUAUGUGGAAUUGCGGUAAAAAUUGUUGUGUUUUUCCUACGAGAUUAUGAUUUGGUGAUUUUCUACUACUGCUUCGCCAUUUUCCACUUUUUGUUAUGCCUCUACAUCCCAAUACACUCCUCCAGUAGAAAAUUCCAAAUGAAUUAUCGUAACAACAUAAUUUCAUAUUCUUUUAUCGCAGUCGGUAAUUUUUCAAUUCUGGUACUCGAACUUUAUAUGGCGUGGAAAUAUGAAGAGAGAUUUGCACUUAUAUUUUUUCAAGUCUACUACCAAAUCUUUGCACUAAGUGCUAGCCGUUUUUUCGAGUGGAACGGAGACAUACUAGAAGAUAAUGAAUCAGAAAAUCGAACACCUGUGCUCUCAGAGUGCCCAAUUUCCACUACAGAUGAAUAUAGUCAGACUGAGACAUUUCAACAUUGA
Messenger RNA from Caenorhabditis remanei, 648 nucleotides. RefSeq lists its product as uncharacterized. The transcript is spliced from 3 exons. Lineage: Eukaryota; Metazoa; Nematoda; Chromadorea; Rhabditida; Rhabditidae. The annotation marks the transcript as partial. The record is from RefSeq and is a predicted model, not a curated record.